AUGAGGCUGAUCAUCUUCGCUUGCGUUGUCGCCGUCGCCCUGGCAACACCCCAGAGCCCGGAAUACCUUGCCGAAACGCUGUCGGAUGAGCGCCAGGACAAUGGAGACGGCAAUUUCAGAUACUCUUUCCAAACCAGCAACGACAUCAGCGCCUCUCAGGUCGGCACGCCUGGGAUCCUGGGUCAGAGUAACGUGCAAGGCUCAUUCAGAUUUCCUCUCACCACUGGCGGAUUCGCAGAAGUGUCUUACAUAGCCGACGAGAACGGCUACCAACCCACUUCUGACCUACUGCCCACGCCGCCUCCCUUUCCAGCCCACGUUUUCGAGCUGCUACGAAUAGCCGACGAACAGCGUGCGCAAGGAAUUACCUUCAACUAGAUUUCUGGAAGAAUUAUUUAUAUUCGCCCUUUUAUUUGAAAAAAAAAAGAAACUUUUGGGAACUGGACGUGUAGUGUAAUAGUGUUAUGGCAAGGCGAUCUAAAUUUGCUUUCUAGCGGUAUCUGGUGUAUCUUAUAUGUGUAACACCAUAGUUUUUCUUCACAAUGGCACGGCUAUAUGCAUACUACUACCAUCAGACUUUCAACCACGGAAGGAGUCACAUUCGACGGGAUAAAAUGAAAAGGAGGGGAGGUUAGCAUUAAACAUGGGAGGGCGAGGACGUUCGGGUCGUUAAACAACUUGAGUCAUUAAAUUUGACUUAAAUGCGACUUUGCAAUUUUCUCCAGUUUGGAACUCACCCUUAGCGUCUUUUUAAAUAUUCUGUUCGUGGGCUAUGUGCAUGUGUUUGGAAGGGGGAGGGUGAACAUCGAUUCUUACACUGUAAAAUCAGAGGAUGUAAUCAGAAACGACCAACUAAGAAGUAGGGGCAUUUUGAGAAUAAUUGUAUAAUACUGGGUAUCAUUUCUGUGGUUCGCACAUUUCCUCUUUGUACAUUCAA
Penaeus monodon (black tiger shrimp) is the source of this 937-nucleotide messenger RNA. RefSeq names its product cuticle protein AMP1B-like. The record is from RefSeq and is a predicted model, not a curated record. The transcript has 3 exons. Gene Ontology annotation, molecular function: structural constituent of chitin-based larval cuticle. Lineage: Eukaryota; Metazoa; Arthropoda; Malacostraca; Decapoda; Penaeidae. Bases 1 to 378 code for a protein of 125 amino acids. Gene Ontology annotation, cellular component: chitin-based extracellular matrix.